AUGAAGAUCGCCAUCCUCCUCGCCGUCGCCGCGACCGCCUUCGCCGACCACCUCAAGACUGAAGUGACCAACGCCGUCGAGUGCAACCGCAAGACCAAGGCCGGCGACAAGAUCAACGUGCACUACCGCGGCACCCUCGAGAAGGACGGCAGCGAGUUCGACGCCUCGUACAACCGCGGGCAGCCGCUGAGCUUCACCGUGGGCGUGGGCCAGGUCAUCAAGGGAUGGGACCAGGGCCUGCUGGAUAUGUGCCCUGGCGAGAAGCGCAAGCUGACCAUCCAGCCCGAGUGGGCGUACGGCGAGCGCGGCGCCGGGCCCAUCCCCGCCGGCAGUGUGCUGAUCUUCGAGACGGAGCUGGUAUCCAUCGACGGCGUGACCAAGGACGAGUUGUAG
This is a messenger RNA of Trematosphaeria pertusa, 393 nucleotides long. RefSeq lists its product as uncharacterized. Bases 1 to 393 code for a protein of 130 amino acids. The transcript is spliced from 3 exons. Gene Ontology annotation, biological process: protein peptidyl-prolyl isomerization. Gene Ontology annotation, molecular function: peptidyl-prolyl cis-trans isomerase activity. Lineage: Eukaryota; Fungi; Ascomycota; Dothideomycetes; Pleosporales; Trematosphaeriaceae. The record is from RefSeq and is a predicted model, not a curated record.